This is a messenger RNA of Dermacentor silvarum, 1102 nucleotides long. RefSeq lists its product as uncharacterized. The transcript has 2 exons. The record is from RefSeq and is a predicted model, not a curated record. Lineage: Eukaryota; Metazoa; Arthropoda; Arachnida; Ixodida; Ixodidae. Bases 1 to 891 code for a protein of 296 amino acids.
AUGCGGCAUCAGGACGAAGAACAGGAGUCUCCAGAGCCAAUGCCGAGCAGCCGCAGCAGUCCAAGCGAAGCUACUGGCAAUAACUCGGUUUGCACACAUGACCCAGGAAACCUUAAAGAAAAGCCCCCUGAUGGCGACAAGGAAGAAGAGUCAAUUAAUAGAACACGUCUUGCUUCACACCUCCCUUUUCUUUUUGCCACGACAAACUCUGCUCAAGAACUGGUGUUAUGGGGCUUCCUAAAAGAACUCGUGGACACUAUUUCAUUUUUAAGAACCCGAUUCACGUUAGAAUAUCUAUUUAGCGUUGAUCGAACAUCGCUCAAUAUAGCACUUGUAAAUAACCUUUUCCCUGCACCUAUGUAUCGAAAGCCGUAUCUGUCUCUAUUUGGUCAAGAUGUUCUUUGCCGUGUUCGUCGAAUCUGUAUAACGCUAGCAGCGAAAGCAUUUUUCUUUAAGCUGCACACUUCCACCCUGCCAGUUAAAACAUGGCUUCAUGAGAAAGGAUUAUAUGUUCCGUGGAAUACAAAUUGUAGACUUUGUAGCCAACCUGAAACAAUAGAACAUUGCUUUAUUCUUUGUCGUGAUGCAUUUUAUUUUCGGGACAUUUUGCAAAGAACUAUCAAAAAAGAAUUUCCUCUCACACCUUACGGUAUCCGCUUCCUUCCUUUCAAAAAGACAAUCAGUAAUGCACCAUAUGAUUUGUUUAUGUUAUUAGGACUGUAUUCACUAUGGAGAAGCCGAAUGAUCGACAGACAUGCCGAGCCACCCCGUUCGACAAGGUCUGUCUUUGGAGAAGAGGCUGCUCAAGUGCGGAGUGUGGUUGCAACCUUUGACCCUGUUCCUGAAUGGAUUUCGUGUCUGGACGCUUGUGCUUGUUUACCUGAUUUUUGAACUUUCAUUGGACUGCCUAGCGUGUGUGAAUUUGUUUUUCAUGUGUGCAUAUAUGUAACGCAACUAAUUUUCGCAUAUAAUUACUAAUAUUUCCAUGCAAUAAAGAAAAAAAAAGUGGCUGUAUAGCCUAGAGGUUACGACGCUCGCCUUAGGACCGGGGGUACGCGGGCUGGAAUCCGGCCUGGGCAAGAAAGUUUCUUUUCUUUCUUGG